Molecule: messenger RNA, 2286 nt
Organism: Salvelinus fontinalis (brook trout)
Lineage: Eukaryota; Metazoa; Chordata; Actinopteri; Salmoniformes; Salmonidae
Gene: arxa
Product: aristaless related homeobox a
Exons: 5
Coding region: 273-1688 (471 amino acids)
Biological process (GO): regulation of transcription by RNA polymerase II
Molecular function (GO): DNA-binding transcription factor activity, RNA polymerase II-specific; RNA polymerase II transcription regulatory region sequence-specific DNA binding
Source: RefSeq, a predicted model, not a curated record
AAUACGAGCACGCGGAGAGCGGAGCUUGAGCCAGCCAACAGUGUCUGUCAUUAACCGUGGGUAGGGAGGGAUAGUGAGAGGAACAAUCUCGGAACGUCAGAGAGAGAGAGAGAGAGGGAAAGAGAGAGAGAGAGAGAGAGAGAGAGAGAGGGGGAAAGAGAGAGAGUGAGGGAAAGAGAGAGAAAGAAAGAGAGUGAGGGAGGGUGAGUGAGGAUCAUAUUUAGGCUACUGCCGCUCUCCUGUCAAAUAAGCGCUUCACUAAACAGAUCAAAAUGACUAGUCAGUUCAAAGAAGAUAUCCACGACCGGGGAGAAUGUAAGAGUAAAUCGCCCACUCUGCUCUCCUCCUAUUGUAUAGACAGUAUUCUGGGCCGACGGAGCCCCUGUAAAGUCAGGCUGAUAGGGGCGCAAAGUUUGACAGCUCUACCCGGGAGACAGGAGCACGACAAGCAGACCGAAGGCUCGACUAAAGAUCCCCUAUCACUAGACACAGACAUGCACCUUCCAUCAAAGAUGCGCCGGCUCUACGGACCAGGGGGGAAGUACCUGGACCACGGCCGGGGUUUAGUUCACGACCUAGGGGAGAAAUUGGACAAGGAGAGGCUCCUGGUGGACCAAGCCUGCGAGAGCCUCAAAAUCAUCCAGGCUCCACAGGUGAGCAUCAGCCGGAGCAAAUCGUACCGGGAGAACGCGUCCCUGAUCCGGGGAGAGGGAGGCCAGAGUCCCACUGAAGGGCCGGAAGAUGGGCCUGGACUAAGGCUGGGCGAGUUAGGGUCAAUGAAGUUUGACGAGGACGCGGGAAAAGAGGAGGAGAGCUGCGGGGAGGCGAUGGGUCUCUCCCCGAAGGACGACGAGAGGGAUAGCCUCCACGCCGGGGAUGGAGACGUGAGGGACGGCGAGGACAGCGUGUGUCUGUCCGCAGGCAGUGAUUCGGAGGAAGGAAUGCUAAAACGCAAGCAAAGAAGAUACAGGACUACAUUCACCAGCUAUCAGCUGGAGGAGCUGGAGAGGGCUUUCCAGAAGACACACUACCCCGAUGUUUUCACCAGAGAAGAGCUUGCGAUGCGGCUGGAUCUGACCGAGGCGCGCGUCCAAGUAUGGUUUCAGAAUCGUCGUGCUAAGUGGCGUAAGCGUGAAAAGGCAGGUGUCCAGACACACCCGUCUGGACUCCCUUUCCCUGGCCCCCUGUCAGCCGCCCACCCCCUCAGCCACUACCUGGAUGGGGGUCCCUUUCCCCCACACCCUCACCCUGUUCUAGAGUCUGCCUGGACAGCUGCUGCUGCCGCAGCCGCUGCAUUUCCUGGUCUGGCUCAUCCCCAUAGCAACCACUCAGGCCAGCACCUAGGGACACCGCUGGGCCUCGGAACAUUCCUGGGUACAGCCGCUAUGUUCCGUCACCCCGCCUUCAUGGGACCCACCUUCGGCAGGCUCUUCUCCGGUAUGGGCCCUCUGACCAGUGCUUCCACCGCCGCCGCACUCCUCCGCCAGCCUGCCCCGCCCGUCGAGACUCCCUCCAUCCCUCCGCCAGUCCUCUCCGAACCUUCCUCCUCCUCUCCCUCCUCCUUAGCUGCAGCGGAUCGCAGGGCCUCCAGUAUUGCAGCUCUGAGGCUGAAGGCUAAAGAGCACUCUGCUCAGAUCACCCAGCUCAACAUCCUGCCAAGCGGAGCUCCAGGGAAGGAGGUGUGCUGAAUAGCUGUUACCCCACCCAGCACUCUCUUUCCUAGGCUUCUGUCCAUCACCUGUUCCCCCUCUCCACCUCUCAUAUCCCUGCAGAUCUGGGAAAGGAGUGGUGGAUGGAUCCAACCCUGACCCCUGAUCUCUGUCUCCUAAACCCUGAUCCUCUCUGGGCUGAAGACUCCUUUCCCAACAGCCCCCCCCACCUUACCCAUACCUCUUACCCUCAAACAAAAAGCACGACCAAAUUCAAAUAGCACUGGCAAACCGAAGCGCUGUGUGUGUGUGUGUGUGUGUGAGAGCAUCACCCCCCCCCCCCCCCCCCCCCCCACUCUUCCAGGUCUCCUGGAUGAGCAUAACCUUUAGCUGUAGAGCCCUUUCGUCCAGAAUCUGACACACAAACACCUCCAUAUUGUGUUAACCCAUCUCUAGCUCAUGCUUCCUGGUUCACAAAGUCCACUUUCUUCUCUGUGACAGAUAUAAACUACGAUCUCAGCGGGGUAAACUCCCAUGACUACCUGCUGGUUGGACACACACACACACACACACACACACACACACACACACACACACACACACACACACACACACACACACACACACACACACACAC